AUGGGGUGGUCACUGUUCCUGAUUCUGUCCCUCUUUCAGUCUCUGUUGCUUCAAAAUCAUGUUUCAUUUGCUCAAAUGAUGAUGGCACAAGAAGAAGACUUGGACGAAGAAGAAUUGUCAGCCAACCUGUUUGCUCCUCCCGAUGAAAUUCAAGUCUUUGCUCCUUCUCAAUUUCCCAAACCGACUCAUUUGAUUCAAGAUGGUCCUCCAGGAGUAACCGUAGUGGUCGAACCCGUCUUUGGUCAUCAUCGUCCGGAUCAAGAUGCCAUUUUUGCGUAUGCCGAAGGCUACGGACUCGAGUAUUACAUGAUGUUUGUGGAAACACUCGCCGACACUGGGUUCAAAGGCGACUAUGUCUUGGCCAUUUCCGAACCGGCCAUGAUCAAACCCAACGUUAUGGAAUAUUUGCAAUAUCAGAAUCGCGUGCAUGUCGUUAUUUACAACAAUGAAUUGUCCUGUUUGGAUACCAACGGCAAUCCCGGUGCCAAACGACGCAAUAUGCCCCACGGAGGACUCGAUAUCUUUCAAAUGUGUCAAUUGGCCGAUGUGUAUGGUUGGAAAGAUGCGCAUAAUGGUGGCGUUCGCAUUGCCCCCGAUCCACGCGCCCAUCGGGUCGUUGCGACACUCCGUUACGAAUGGUACUGGAUCUGGGCCCAGCAGUAUCAACCCAAUGUUUGGAUUCUCCUCAUUGACGCCCGCGAUUCCUUUUUUCAAUCCGAUCCAUUUGCUCAUGUUCCACCGCGACAAUCACCUUCGUCCAAGGAUGGAUUGUUGUACUUUUUUGGAGAAAAUCACGAAGCGACGCGAUUGGGAAAAUCCACCAAGAAUCGCAAUUGGCUCCGUAAUGCGUAUGGGGAAGCCGUGAUUAAUGCAUUGAAGGAUAAACCCACGAUUUGUUCCGGAUCCACCAUGGGAGAACAAAUUGCACUCGAAACAUACUUGCGAGCGCUCGUCAAUGAAUGGGAUGAAACUGAUAUUGGAAUGACGGGAGCCGAUCAAGGAUUUCAUAAUUAUCUCUAUUACAGUCGCAAAUUACAAGGUGCCGAAACCAUUCGAGAAAUUAUUGUCUGGGAACAAGGAAAAGGUAUUGUCAACAAUCUGGGGGCAUUACGGACCAAAAAGCUCACCGAGUGGGGCAUUUACAAUCCACAAACGCAUGAAAUAUUCAAUUGGGAUCUCAAAACAUUGUCGCCCGUAGCGCAUCAAUGGGAUCGAGAUGAAGCCGUACAUACGUGGCUCUAUCGAAAUCAAAUGCAAGAAUGGGUACGAGAAUGGAAGAGUGGUGCCUAUCAAAAACGACAAGAACAGAGAGUGAAGGCGAGGUAGUUGUCAUCAUACAGUAGGUAGCAAGAAAGACAAUUCACUACACUACAUACACUACAUUACAUUACAUUACCUUGGCUACUUUCUUUCUAGUUAGUUAGUCUAGUAGUUAGUUGAUCAUGAGUAUGCCAGCUGCAUUCAUAACAUUAUCCCCCAUUCCCUCCCACCUGCCUUUUGUAUCUAUAUCUGUUG
Molecule: messenger RNA, 1515 nt
Organism: Seminavis robusta
Lineage: Eukaryota; Bacillariophyta; Bacillariophyceae; Naviculales; Naviculaceae
Source: the annotation of a GenBank genome assembly